Messenger RNA from Pyricularia grisea, 456 nucleotides. RefSeq lists its product as uncharacterized. Bases 1 to 456 code for a protein of 151 amino acids. NCBI's taxonomy places the organism in Eukaryota, Fungi, Ascomycota, Sordariomycetes, Magnaporthales, Pyriculariaceae. The record is from RefSeq and is a predicted model, not a curated record. The transcript is spliced from 2 exons.
AUGGAUGGCUUUGGUCGGUCGUCUCGGCAAGAUAGGAGUCUGUCGACCUCCGCAUCAAACAGACUGCUUGAUCCAGAAGCCGCUGUUGGAAAGACAGGAUCGAAGCCUGGCCCAACCCGACGACGACGGGCUCAUGGAUUGAUGCAGCCAAGAGUAGCACCAUGGGAAGGCUUGACCUACUGCGUUACAUCGCCAAGUCGUGACUCGCGACCGGCGUCAAUCCAAACAAGCCAAGACCGUGCUCCACAAAUGGCGAUGCAACGUCAGCCAGGGUCGGAACCAGGGGACAAGUGGGGGCUGUCCCUAUGCGAGCAACCGGAAGCCGAUGCGGGUGGAGUGCCAGGCAAGGAUGCGUCUCUCGCAAUCGCUUGGCAUCCCUCCACCAUGGGACGCUGCUGCCAAGUGGGCCACCAUCCCUACUUAGUCUGCCAGGCUCCCAUGGCCAAGUAUGGGUGA